AAUAAUACUUUAGUUCCUAAAUCGACAGGGCUCUAUGUGACCGCGUGUCCGUGCGGGAUAGUUAGUUGAGGGUUAAUUGGUGGGUGAAUUAGGAUGGAUAGACCGAGUACUAGCCGGCAGUCGGUGGAGAAGGUGGAGAUGUACGAGGUUCGGGAGCAUGUUCCUUACCAAGCGGAACUGACGCGGGCCCCGACUGCGUACGAUGAGGAAAGUGGUGAAGCCUUCGACUCGUCGUGGGAGUCUGCGUGGCGGGCGCUCUGCCAGCUGUUCAACCUCCUUCACCACAUGCAGAUAGCUAUAGUUGUGUUUUGUAUGUGGCACUUCGCUCUGACCUCGGCUCCUAAUGGAUCUAUCAGCAAUCUGCAACUGCAUAUCAUUUUUGCUGGAACAGGCUACCAACUGUUCCUGGUGGAGGCAAUAUUAACGCUGCACAGACACAACUCCUGGUCCUUCCAAAUGUCGAAAGAUUCAAAACGGAUAGUACACGGUUGCCUCCAACUCAUCGGAUCCAUUUUCGUGAUAGCUGGCACUUUCCUCGGAUUAGCAGAAGUCGAUAUGGUUGUCUCUAGCGCUCAUGGCAUCUGUGGUGUCAUAGCGCUGGCUUUCUCGUUAAUAAGUUUCCUAACAGGCAUCGCUGCGCUCUUCUCCGCUAAAGUGCGCUUGAUGGUCAAAAGCGGGCCCGUCAAGAUCGUGCACUUGGCAGUCGGACUUUUUGCUGUCUCCAUGGGCCUUAUCUCCAUAGCAAUGGGUUUCCACAUGGACUACUUCAGUGCACCCCAAGGCGGACUGUCAACAGCGCUCAUGGUUUUCACAAUGAUGAUCCUAUUCUACGUAUUGGUUCAACCAAUCUACGAUUUGGUUUCGACCACAAGAAACUCAAUGUGACUAAUGAAAUUACAGGGCCCGCCUGACGAUGACAGCAAUGCGUAAUUUUUGAACACGUUUACCCGUAACCUAUUAGUAGAUACCUAUUUCAAAUCCUAUGUUUAUAAUACUGCGCCAUGGAAAAA
Molecule: messenger RNA, 1010 nt
Organism: Trichoplusia ni (cabbage looper)
Lineage: Eukaryota; Metazoa; Arthropoda; Insecta; Lepidoptera; Noctuidae
Exons: 3
Coding region: 94-885 (263 amino acids)
Molecular function (GO): transmembrane monodehydroascorbate reductase activity
Source: RefSeq, a predicted model, not a curated record